AUGGCAAUGAACGAGUCAGCAUUGGAACAGCUUUGCAUGGAGUACGGAGAGGCGAUUAGUGAGCCGAACGUCACGCUCGGUAUCAUCUAUAUCGUAUCGGGGAUAAUUUACAUUGCACUUCAGCUGCUAUGUUCAUGCGUAAUCUCGCAAAAGGAUCUGAUGGUGAACUCGUGCUUCAAGUUGAUGUUAUCGAUGUGUAUUUUGGAUGUUUUAACACUAAUGUUCACUGCCAUCUUCAGUGGUUUUUUGUCGAUAAUCGGUGCGAGUAUAUGUGUUUACCCGGUGAUGACAUCCAUCAGUGGUCAUAUCGCGUUCGGUAUGGCAAACGUUCUUCUUUGA
Anisakis simplex (herring worm) is the source of this 339-nucleotide messenger RNA. NCBI's taxonomy places the organism in Eukaryota, Metazoa, Nematoda, Chromadorea, Rhabditida, Anisakidae. The record is from the annotation of a GenBank genome assembly.